Molecule: messenger RNA, 756 nt
Organism: Seminavis robusta
Lineage: Eukaryota; Bacillariophyta; Bacillariophyceae; Naviculales; Naviculaceae
Source: the annotation of a GenBank genome assembly
AUGGAAGGAUCCAAUGAACAUUAUGGCGAUGGACAAGCUAGCAACUCCAGAGACAUUGAGACUCCGCCAGACCAACUUGACUCUGCAGUAAUGGAUAGCCUUAACGAGCACACAGAGACAGAAACCACACAGCAGUACAGAGAUGAAGAAUCUGAUGCCACAAAGGCUCAAGUAAAAGGCAAAGAGCAAGUUGCCAAGAAGAGGGAAGCCAAGAAGACACCUACUACUACUGCUACUACUACUCGUACUGGCCUCAAACAAGAAGCCAAGUCAGAGGAUGAUGAAGGAACAACAAAAAUAAUGGAGAUUGGGUCGGAACAAAAUGUCACCCGUGCCACAAAUUAUGCCAAUCUGCAAAACAUGCAGACACCCAGGCAUGGCACUGCCCAAUCAGCCCCCAGAGCAUCAGGUACCCCAGAAUUAAACACGGGGCAAGCAAAAUGUCCAACAGAGCCACUACCUGUUGCACCGUCUGCAACAUGGGAGCAGCAAGCAGGACAGAGUCCCCACACAAAUAGCCCUCCGGCAAUGGUGCCCAACCAACCAGGAUAUGCACCUACCAAUCAUCAAGAUUUAAUGGAUGAUUUAUUGGAAGGACUUGCGCCGAUCCCAGUGGCACCCUCAACGUUGCAUCAAGACAGGCAACAAGCCCGUCCUGGAGCCUACAGAGGCGAAAACUUGCAGCGUGUGCAAAGUCUUGAUUUUGAGCUUGUGGGUAAUAACAACAACGAUGAAAAUGAAAACUUGACUGGUUGA